Molecule: messenger RNA, 1011 nt
Organism: Dermatophagoides pteronyssinus (European house dust mite)
Lineage: Eukaryota; Metazoa; Arthropoda; Arachnida; Sarcoptiformes; Pyroglyphidae
Gene: Phax
Product: phosphorylated adaptor for RNA export
Biological process (GO): snRNA export from nucleus
Cellular component (GO): nucleus
Source: RefSeq, a predicted model, not a curated record
CGUUCAUAAACACUAGGACAUUAUUUUCACGUGGAUCCUCAUCGAAUGUUUUUUUUUCUUGUUUUGUUUUGGUCCAAAAAUUUUUUCAUUUUUUAAAAUAAAAUGAAUUCAUUUAGAUUAGAUGAUAAUAUGAUGAAUACUCAACGACCACCAUUUCGAUUUGAACCACCUGGUUCUUCUUCUAGUGAUGAUUCUGACUGUGAUGAUAAUAAGGUUGGCAGUGGACGAUGUCAUCUUUUAGCCAAAAUUGAUGAUGAAAACAAUUUGGAUGAUAAAAUUUCAAAAAAUGACCUGAAUCCAUUUACACAACCAUCACCAAAACUAGCAAUUAUUGAUCAUAAACAAUCAAAUAUUAAGAAUAAAUUUAGUAUUUGGUCGGAAAUUCUUUUGGAACAACAAUUAACCGAAACAAUGGAUGAAACAUUACAGAUUAAAGAUCGACGUUCAGCAGCACGACGACGAAAACGAAUGCGAUUACAGCAAAAAGCUCAAGAACAACAACAGCAAUCGAAUGAUGACGCUGAAAAUUAUUUCCAAUGGACACAAAAAGAUUUUGAAAAGAAAUUUGGUAAAAAAAAUUCAAAUGAACAAAAACCAAAACGUAUACGUAAACCAGGAGUUGUCGGUGAAAUUGCCUAUAAACUUAAAGAAGCAAGAACCGAUAUUAUCAAAAAUAUUGUCGAUGUUCUUGGUGAACAACGUGCACGACAAUUAACAGCCGAAGUAUUAGAUAUCGUGGAUGUUGGUGGUAUUAUGAUUGAAAAUCAACAACGUAAACGUUCACCAGGUGGAACAUUAUUUUAUUUAAUUAAAAAUGAUUCAACAAUUACUGAUGAACAACGAAAAUUAAUAUUUGGUAAUCGUGAAAUACGUGAACGUAAUCGUCAGGUAAAAAAAUUAAAACAUAAACGUAAACAAUCGGUUGGUGGCAACAAAAACAACAACAGCAAAAAUGUUGUAAACAAAAGAAAAAAGAAUAAAAAACGAAAAAAAUGAUAAUUUUUAAUUAAC